CUGGAUCCAGUUGGAGCUGAGACCCCGAGCUUAGCAGGUCUAUUUUACUUUUCUUCUCAAGAAAACUUCCACACUUUUCUCAAUUUCACUCCGCAUUAACGACGACAAUAACAAUACAAUAAAUAUUUAAAUUUAUCGUCAUCGUCAUCAUCAUCAUCAUCAUCAAUUAUUUUAGAAUUCUUGAUUGAGUUUUGAUAUUGAUUAAUAAGUCGUUCGAGUUCGUGAACACUCAACAAGUGAUUUAAUUUUUUUUUUUAUUUAAGCAAUUUAAAACUUUGGUUGGUGUUGUGAUUUUUUAUUUUUUAUUUUAAACACUAAAUGGCUGUUAGUACCCUCAACAUGACACCGUACUUCACUGGAUAUCCUUUUCAAGGACAAGGACGAGUUAAUCAAUUGGGCGGCGUGUUCAUCAAUGGUCGUCCUUUGCCGAACCACAUACGGCUCAAGAUUGUCGAAAUGGCAGCUGCUGGUGUAAGACCCUGUGUUAUUUCGCGACAACUACGCGUGUCUCACGGCUGUGUCUCGAAGAUACUCAACAGAUACCAAGAAACAGGAUCUAUUAAACCUGGUGUAAUUGGUGGCAGUAAACCGCGCGUCGCUACUCCAGAAGUCGAGGCUAAGAUCGAAAAUCUUAAGCGAGAGAAGCCCGGAAUUUUCACCUGGGAAAUUCGGGACCACUUGAUAAAGCAGGAAGGAGUCUGUGACAAAACGUCGGUGCCGUCAGUAUCAAGCAUCUCGAGGCUCUUACGUGGACCAACGAGCCAAACACGUCCCGGUGAUGAUCCAAGACGCAAUCAUUCUAUUGAUGGAAUUCUCGGUGGUAGCAGCGGUGAUGACUCCGACAUAGAGAGUGAGCCGGGAAUAGCGCUAAAGAGGAAGCAGAGACGCAGCAGAACAACAUUCACCGGAGAACAGUUGGAACAGCUUGAAGCUGCCUUCCACAGGACUCAGUACCCCGACGUUUAUACCAGAGAAGAAUUGGCUCAAAAAACUAAAUUGACAGAAGCACGAGUCCAAGUGUGGUUUAGCAAUCGGCGAGCGCGUUUACGUAAACAGCUGAACAGCCAGCAGUUGAAUGCCUUCAACACGAUGAGUCUUCAAUCCUUCCAAACCCAGCACGGGUAUCCAAGUGGUGCCGACAGCUACCAAAGCUACGGUCAGGCCUCAGUAGCUGCGGCUGCAGCAACCACAGCGGGGUAUCCUCAACACUACAAUUAUGGUGAAAACUACUACGGCGCUGCACAGCAACAGUGGCCUCGAGCGACACCCGAAAACUACGGCCUUUUUAAUAGUUCACAUUAUGGAAGUACAAACCUGACAUCAAAUUUAUCACCGAGCAAUCUAAAUCUCGGAGGUCUGGGUGGCAAUGUCAGUCCGACAGGUUCUAAUAUGAGCGCUUGUAUGGUCCAAGGGACAACAACUACUGUAUCAAACGGAAUGGGGCAUCAUCAUCAUCACGUGACACCUCACAGCCCGAGUGAAGCCAAAAGCGGUUACCCGUACCUGGGCGCUAUUGAUUCACAAGUCUGCGGGCGCAUUCACUGAAAUCGAAAAUUAAUUACCCGGAUAAUUUAACAUAUCUAUCAAUAAACUUUAUUUCCUAUUUGAUUAAUUAAUUAAUUAUUAACUGACUAACUAAUGUACUUUGGAUACCAGUGACUUAUUUAUGGAUUUAAUAAUAAUAGUAAAUAAUAAAUAAUUAAUAUUAAUAAUGAUAAUUAAUAAUUAAUUGAUGAAAUAGAUGUAGAA
Cotesia glomerata is the source of this 1749-nucleotide messenger RNA. RefSeq names its product protein gooseberry-like. NCBI's taxonomy places the organism in Eukaryota, Metazoa, Arthropoda, Insecta, Hymenoptera, Braconidae. The coding region runs from base 319 to 1545 and encodes 408 amino acids. The record is from RefSeq and is a predicted model, not a curated record. Gene Ontology annotation, molecular function: DNA-binding transcription factor activity, RNA polymerase II-specific; RNA polymerase II cis-regulatory region sequence-specific DNA binding. The transcript is spliced from 6 exons. Gene Ontology annotation, biological process: anatomical structure development; regulation of transcription by RNA polymerase II.